UCUCCCUCUCUCCCUCUCUCCCUCUCCCUCUCUCUCUCUGCGCGUGUGUGGUAUCUUUUGCGGGGGCCCAUCUUGGUUGGUCGUUUUUUAUCACUCGUCCGUAGCCUAGCCACUAGAGCCGCCAUAGCUGUCGCGUUAGGAGAGAGGCAACGGGAAAGAACACAUCUCUGUCUGUGGGUGUGCGUGCCAUGGGUCGAAGUUUUCCUCCUCACCUGCCUGAGGGGCGCGUCGAUCUCCUGCGGGGGAUUGAGUCGCUCUUUGGGAAGGUCAGGGGGAGGACUGCAGACACGGCACGUGUGAGAGCAUCCAUCUCCCUUUCCAUCCAUUCAUCCAUCAGCUGUCCUACCUAGCAUCUUCUCGUCUGUCUCUUGAUUGUGGUGGUGCAUAGGUAUCCGUCCAUCGUACUGCGUGUCUGCGGGUGGGAUGUGGGGGGGAUGAAUCGUGUUUAUGCAUUCUGCAAGCAACAAACACGACACGGACACAACGAACGAACGAGGGAGGGGGGGGGUCACUCACUCAGUCACAAACUCAGUCACUCAGCCACUGCGUGAUGCUAUUUAUCCAUCCAUCCAUCCAUCCUGUCUAUCUUUCCAUCAUCAUAUCGCUUUCUCAUAUCGCUUUAUCGCCGACCGACCUCCAUAGCCUUACUACCCACCAUAGUGUCUGGCCUGGCUGUUGUCUAUGUAUGUGUAUCUAUCGUGCGGCAACGCCCACGUCUCACUAGCUAAGCUCACUUUUUGCAGCAUAGCAAACAACCCACUCCCUCCCCUCCCUCCAGUCCGAUCACUUUCUAGAGACCGAUUGAUGCGUCCAUAGAUAUCGCUCUCCAUAUCGCUUUCACGUCCAUGCGUGGCUUCCUGUGUGUGUAUGUAUGUAUGUGUGUAAUCUAGCUAGGGCUUGUGUGUGCACCGACCCCAUGUCGGUGCUGUUUUUGGAGCAGAGAGAGGGGAGGGGCAAUUGGGGGUGGAAGUGAGAGAGGGUGGGGGUGGGUUGGGAAACGAGAGAGAGAGUCAAGGUCUUUGCUUCAAGAAGACUGGCUGGCUUCCUGUCUCAUCCACACAAACAAACACACACAUACACACACACACACACACACGUACUGGACACUGCAUGCCUUUUGAUGGUUUUGUAGCAGCUGUCUAGGCUGUGGGGGAGGUGGGUGAUGGACAGACAGCGCAAAAGUCAAACAGACUCGCGGGAAUUAAACAUAGCCAUCACGGCCCAUCAGUGCAGAUCGCUCAACAAACCUCAUCCACACACCUUCGCAGCAGCAACCUCCGCGCCUUCUCGGUUCUCCCGAACCCUUUAGGUGUCAUGGUACAGAUUUCGUAUGGGUUUGUGUUGGAUAGGAUGGAAAGGGCUGGGGGGGCGUACGGCUGAUGUGGAGCCGAGGAUGCCAUUGAAUGAACGAACGAGUCAAGAAAUAUAUGUAGGUGCACAUCUAGUCAGUCAGUCGGCACACUCAGGCAGACACGCGAACGACGCAUUAUCCACACACCAGAGCAGACAGGCAGGCAGGCAGGCAGGCGCGCACGUCACACACGCACGCCACAGACCCACAACCUAUACACCCACACUGAGAACACACAUACAUACCCCAGCGCAUCCACACGAUUCGCUCACGUAUAGCUACGAAACACAAAGAUGAAGAGGGUUUAAAAAAAAAAAAAGGCGCCGUCUUACUGUCAGUUCACGGGCCACCCAGGCCAAGGAAGAACUCAGGGCAGGAUGGCAUGUCCCAGUCGACAUCAAUGACGAGAAGAUCAUCAUCAUCGUCAUCCGAAUCGUCUGCCUCAAUCCAUCGUACAGCCCAUUUUUCACCCAUCAAUGCAGCGCGCUUCAUGUCCUUUCGAGUAAGAUAGCUAAGAGUGCUUGUGCAUAGGCCCUGUCGUCGACCGGGAGAGUUGGGAGAGUUUCUCGAGGUGGGGGCGGUGCUGCUGCAUCACUCGUCCGUAUCAAGUGCACGUGAUCGAUGUGCCUGGAGAUUUCUGGUUGCCAUCGGCCAUCCCUGAGCUCCCAGCUGUCGGAGACUGAGAACCUGCGACUGCAAAACAACAGAAGAAGAAAAGAGUGAGCGUCGAGACAUUCAGCCUGCCGACCUCGCUGUGGCCUCAUACGCCGCGACAAAGAUCUUCUUGGUCGGAACAGCCUGCCUGAUGGACUGCAAUGCCGGCAUGAAGUCCCCGUCACCACUGAACAGGAUCACGGGAUCGAUGUCAUCACGCAAUGCAGCCUCCAAGAGGCACAUGGCGAUCAUGACGUCUCCUCCCCUCUGCACAUGGUCUUCCUGCAUGCAUCGGCAGUUGUGGCACCUCACCUCCCUCGAUUUCAGCCCUAUCGUCUUGAUCUUGAAGCGGCACGGGCUCCGUCUUCUUCCCAGCCGAUUGUGAAGCUCUGCCAUCCUCCUGGAGUCAUUUCCCAACUGCCGCCUUCUGUAGUCCAGCUCCUCUCCGCUGUAGCGAUUCUCGAGGUGUCGAGAAAUGAACCGCUUGUACUCCUGCGGGUCGACAUUGACGAAGAUGGUGUGGUCCGUGACCAGCUGCAUAGAUCUUCCUGUAUUUGCCUCGAAGGCGACAAGCAUCUCUCGAAUAUGCGCCUCGAAGUCGUGGUGCCGCAUAAGCCUGCGCUCAUGCUUCUCGAAGCCUUUCAGAGCAUUCGCCCCAUCCACAAUCAGAGCACAGCGAAGGCUGUGACCCUGAAAAAGACAAGCGCAGUCGCGAUACACACCUUCCUCCCCACCCGGCAACACGGACUCACCUGUUGUCGAGUGUACGCCGCUGAGCUGGCUGCCAUCGUCAUGGCAUACCGCCUGAGGCAAAACGAACCAGAUGGACACUGACAGAUCUUUCAAUUCUGUGGUUCCCAAGUGGGUCAGGAAGCCCAGGAUAGUGUCAGGAAUCUCACCACUGAUGCGAGAGGGAUGGCGGGAGGAUGUGUGUCAAGGAGAUCGCCG
Messenger RNA from Vitrella brassicaformis, 2953 nucleotides. The record is from the annotation of a GenBank genome assembly. Lineage: Eukaryota; Vitrellaceae.